AUGGCAGAUAGGAUUGUGAGGCCAGCCUCGACGUGCAAGCCUGUCUGCUGUCCAAUUUCUAUUCUGAAGCAGGAGCCAAGUGUAGAACUUAACCUCCCCCUCUGCCUUUGCCUUCCAAACCACUUCGAGCUGCGGUUGCGGGAUACGGCCGAUGAAUUGAGCUUCAAUGUCUACUCUCUUCUGAUUUUUAACAGGAGUCAGCUGCUCGAAAGGAAGAAGCUUGGGCUGGAGUGGAGAGAACCUUGA
Molecule: messenger RNA, 246 nt
Organism: Triticum turgidum subsp. durum (durum wheat)
Lineage: Eukaryota; Viridiplantae; Streptophyta; Magnoliopsida; Poales; Poaceae
Source: the annotation of a GenBank genome assembly